CAACAACAAAACCAAUACCUAUUUCGGCAACAGCAGCAGCUAUAGGAAUUAUUGGUCAACCACCACCACCACCAUUACCGCCUUUACCACAUCAUCAGAUUAUUUAUACACAUUCAUCACCAUCAAAUAGAUCUCCAAAUCAUCAUCAUUUAAAUAGCCCGUAUGAUAUUGAUGGAUCGGCUACGGUUGCUAUAGCUGCUGCUCAAUACUCACAAUAUCAUCCAUAUAUGAAUACAGCCCAAUAUAUUUCACCUCAUCAUCAUCAUCAACAGCCACAUUAUGUUGAUACAAACAAUAUAUCUUGUCUAUAUACGACAUCCUCAUCAUCAGCAAAUAGUCCAUCGUAUCAUCAUCAAAUGUAUGAAACUGGAGAAUCAGCAUUGUAUGUAGAUAGCUUUGAAGCGGCUCCUUCUGGUCAAUUUAUGACCGAUCUUAUGGCUGCUACACAUCAUCAUCCACAACAACAACAGCAUCAUCAUCAUCAUGCUCAUCAACAACCAAUUUUAUAUUACAAUCCAAGCGAUGAAAUCACUGUCCAUGAUACAAUGGUCAAUAAUAAUUGCAGUAACAAUAACAAUAACAGUCCAAAUAAUAAAAAAACAAUCUCAAAACGAUCAAAUGUAACAUUAUUACAAUCGGCAACGACACCAACAUCAACACCAUCAUCGACGAUAACCGAUUUACCAUCGAUUGAUGGUACUAAUAAUAGUAGUUUAUAUGUUACAACACAUUCUCAAACAGGAACAAAAUUGACAAAAAACAAUUCUACUAUGGUAAUGGAAAAUUUAUCAAAUUGUGAUCAACAACAACAACAACAACAAUUAUAUCACCUAAGGCAAUCUUCAGUCUCUAGCAGUCAAUCUAAUUCCAAUAAUAAUAAUAAUAAUAACAAUUCUGGACAAACACAAUCAUCAUCACAUGAAAAGAUUUGUCUGAUCAACAAACGUAAUGGGACAGCUGUGUAAAAUGAUAAUAAUAUAAUCCAACGAUGGACAGCCUGGAUAAAAUUUUUUUUUUCGCUACGGAUACAAUAUUCAUCUUUUAAAUUUUAUAAUCACCAUUAUACGAUUCUCAUAGGAAUUCCAUUGUAUUUAUUAAUGCUGUAACAAUUUUGUUGAA
Molecule: messenger RNA, 1119 nt
Organism: Dermatophagoides farinae (American house dust mite)
Lineage: Eukaryota; Metazoa; Arthropoda; Arachnida; Sarcoptiformes; Pyroglyphidae
Source: RefSeq, a predicted model, not a curated record